AUGGCUGGAACAAACGCGUACAUGGUCGCCAACCUCAUCGAAAAGAUGAGCAACGACGACCGUGAUUUUCGGUACAUGGCUCUCAAUGACCUGAUAAACGAGUUGGAGAAGAAUGCUGUCAUCAAUAUCGACGAGGCCAUUGAGCACAAGGUUAUUACUGCCGUCCUUGGUUUGAUGCGUGACAAUAGUGGUGAAGUGCAAAACCUUGCUGUCAAGUGCUUGGGUCCUUUGGUGAAGCGGGUCCGUGUGGAUAACACUUUGGAGAUCAUUGAAAAGUUGAGCGACUAUGCAACGCAAACAGAGGAUGAAAUGCUUCGAGGAAUUGCUAGUAUGGGUCUUAAGACUGUCAUUUCCGAGGUCGAUCCUUCCAUGGGUGAACACAUUUGUCCUCGAAUCCUACCAAGGCUUUUAGAAAUGGCUCAAUCAUCAUCGUAUGAAAUGCAAAUGGAUUCCCUUGAUAUUCUUGCCGAAGUGCUUUCUCGGUUUGGAUCCCAGGUCACCAGUGAAGAGCAAUCUCGAGUACAGCAAGUAUUGAUGCCAUUGUUGGAUCAUCCACGUGCUGCAGUGCGUAAGCGGACCACAGUAGCCAUCGGUUAUUCAGUCGUACAUCUUACCGAAGAAAUGUAUUCGACAUUGAUGGAGCGUUUGUUGCGAGGAUUGGAGUCUACCAAGAGCAGUGAAAAAUUACGUACGUUGAUUCAAUGUGCUGGUGUCUUAAGCCGUUACAGCACGAAGCAUUUGGGUGGUUAUCUCUCCCAAGUGAUGCCUAUCAUUGUACAACACACUGUCCAAGCCGAUGAGGAUGAUGAGUUACGCGAGAUUUGUCUGCAAUCCUUGGAAUCAUUUGUGGUCCGAUGCCCAACAGAGAUUACUUCCUAUCUCAAUGAGAUCAUCAAGCUUGGAUUAGAGUAUAUCAAGUACGAUCCCAAUUAUGCAGAGGAUGAUGAUGAUGAGGAGGAUGAAGAGAUGGAAGAGAGCGAGGACGAUGAAUUUGAUGAUGCAAUUGAAUAUUCAGAUGACGAUGAUGAUAUUUCCUGGAAAGUGAGACGUUCGGCCACCAAAUUACUAGCAGCUGUCAUUGAGACAAGAUUGGAUCUUCUUGAGCAACUUUACGAGAACGUCGCACCAGCUCUCAUCAAUCGAUUCAAAGAACGGGAAGAAACAGUGCGCAUUGAUGUAUUGCAAACGUUCAUCAUUUUAUUGCGACAAACCGGCAUUCAUGAGCGACAAGAAUUGAUCAAACUUGAAGAAGCACGUCGCGUCAAUUUGUAUUUUGAUACCACUGGAUUCGGUGAAGAGCUUUGCCUUCUUCCAGAGAUUACGCCUCGUGCAGUGACCAAACCAACUCAAGGACCAAAGCUUUUACUUUCUCAAUUGGUUCCCAACCUUACCACAGCUCUUGCAAAGCAACUCUCUUCCAAGUCAACACAAACACGUCAGGCUGGCUUCCAUCUUUUGCGUGAACUCCUUUAUGUCUUGCAAAGCGGACUUGAUGAUCGUAUCCAACUCUUUAUUCCUGCCAUUGAAGGAUCGCUUACAGCUGCAGGUGACCAGCAACAAGUUGCAUUGACAUCCAAUCUCAGAAUUGAAGUAUUGGCCUUUUUACGCCAAUUGUUCCGUACGCAUGAACCAGCAUCGUUGUAUCCCUUCCUUGAUCGUCUUGCUCCAGCUGUGAUCCGUACAACAUCCGACAGACUCUACAAGAUUGCAUCAGAAGCGUUGGUUGUGUGCAUCGAGCUGCUCAAAGUUAUUCGACCCAUCAAAUACAACAGUGAGACACAGCAAUACGACAUUUCGCCCAUGAACGAUCAAUACAUGCCUUACAUCCAUGAUAUUUAUCGAGCCACGGUUCAAAUCAUGACCACCAGUGAUGCUGAUCAAGAAGUCAAGGAACGAUCCAUCAUGUGCUUUGGUGCGUUGUUGUCUCAAACCAACGACGUGUUGCAAUCAGAACAACGAGAGGCUUGGGAUAUGCUUUUGGAACGUUUAAGAAACGAAGUGACUCGUGUGAUUACCAUGCGCACAUUGGCAAUCGUCUGCCAAAGCCCUGUGACCGUUGGAGAAGAAUCAAAACGCUGUGCAUUGGAGGCUGUGGAUGAACUUGCCAUGUUGCUAAGGAAAAGCAAUCGCAACUUGCGUGUGGCAAGCGCACAAUGCCUACGUAUCCUUGUCAAAAAAUUCGGAGAGUAUCUCAGCGAGCAAAGUUAUCAAAACCUUGUGAAUGAAGUGGUUCCUCUCUUGUCCGAUGACGAUUUACACUUGUUGCCUCUUGCAUUGCGUCUCAUGGAAACCUUGAUUAUUGUGCAACCCGCUUCAGCAAAACAAGCCAAGACUACGAUCCUACCCACUCUUCUUGGAUUGAUCCAAUCACCAUUGUUGCAAGGCUCUGCGUUGGAUAGCUUAUUGGAUUUGUUUGCUGCAUUGGGAAAAGCCGAUCCUCAAGAUUAUCAAGAAUUGGUACAAAGCUUAAUCAACCCCAUGUUGAGCGCACAAACAUCCGGCGUGUCCGCAGGUGGUGUUGCAGCCGUAGCCAACAAACAAGCCGCCGCCACGGUUGCUCAAUGCGUCGCUGUGCUUGCUGCUAAUGUAGAUGGUGCCAACCGCAACGAGACGAUCAAAAUGUUUGGCAAUUGGAUCGAGACACCAUCCACCAAUGAUUCUAUCAAGUACCUCAGCUUGUUAACGUUGGGUGAGCUUGGACGAAGAAGGGAAUUGGAACAAAUCGAUGGCAUUCAACAGAACAUUCUUGCAUUAUUCGGUGCUCAAUCUGAGGAAGUCAAGUUUGCCGCUGCCUUUGCUUUGGGCAACAUCAGCGUUGGCGAUAUCAACAAACAUUUACCUGUCAUCCUCUCACAAAUCAAGGAGCAGCCCAAGAAGCGAUACUUGCUUUUGAACUCUCUUAAAGAGGUCAUCACGCGUUCGAAUGAAGGAAACAAGCUUCAACAAGUAUCCACCAUGAUUUGGGAAGUUCUUUUGGAAAGCUGUGACACUGAGCAGGAGGAGGGUACUCGCAACGUGGCUGCUGAAUGUCUUGGUAAACUGGCACUUACGGAUCCCAACCAAUAUUUCCCUGUGUUACAGACCAAGUUAUCAGCACCUUCUGCCUAUAUGCGUGCUACGGUUGCCACGGCUAUCAAAUACGCGAUUGCUGAUCCUACGAAUGAACAUGAUGAUCUCUUGAGGCCGACUUUGAGUGGUUUAUUGCCUUUAUUGAAGGAUGAAAGCUUGGAGGUGCAACGAUUGGCAUUGCUUACACUCAACUCCGCCGUGCAUCGCAAGCAAGCACUCGUCAAGGACAUGCUCAGUGACAUGAUUCCUUUGUUGUAUCAAGAGACCGUGGUGAAGGAAGAGUUGAUUCAUACUGUUGAAAUGGGUCCAUUCAAGCACAAGGUUGAUGAUGGUCUUGAAAUUCGCAAGGCCGCAUUCGAAUGCUUGUAUGCAUUGUUGGGCUACUUUGAUUCCAUUGAUGCCAAUGAUUUCUUGGAUCGUGUACGAGAUGGUUUGAAUGAUCAGCAUGAUAUCAAGAUGCUUGCCUAUUUGAUGUUGGGUCGUCUUGCCAAGAUUGUGCCCAGUGCAAUUCAACAACGCCUUGAUGAAUACGCCGAGCCCUUGAAAACAACCUUGGACUUUAAAAUGCGAAGCAAUGCUGUCAAGCAAGAAGUCGAAAAGAAUCAGGAAUUGGUGCGUGCCACAUUGCGUUGUAUAGUCUCUCUCCAAGGACUUGAACAUUCAGGAUCUCCCAAAUUCAAUGCCCUUUUGAAGGAAGUGAAAACAGGUCCACUUGCAGAGGAAUACAAGAAAACUAUGGCUGAAGUCGAUAGCCGUGAAGCAACCCGAGGGACCAAUGAUUACAUGGAUUUAUCGUAA
Molecule: messenger RNA, 3867 nt
Organism: Lichtheimia ornata
Lineage: Eukaryota; Fungi; Mucoromycota; Mucoromycetes; Mucorales; Lichtheimiaceae
Exons: 18
Coding region: 1-3867 (1288 amino acids)
Biological process (GO): protein ubiquitination; SCF complex assembly
Cellular component (GO): nucleus
Source: RefSeq, a predicted model, not a curated record